CUCUUCCUCACCUGCUGCUUCUGCAUCAUCAAAAAAUGCUGCUGCAAGAAGAAGAAGAAUAAGAAAGGAAAGAAGGGCAAGGAUGGCUUCAACAUGAAGAACAUGCAGGGCGAGCAGCUUUUGUAUCCCAAGCUGUAGAGGACACAAGGAGAGCGCUCUUCCCCUCCUUUUAUUUGAUGUUGUUGUUGUUGUUGUGGUCGUCAAACGUGUGACGUGCUCCAUUGUGGCCCGAUGGUGAAAAAUGACACACUUUGUCACCGGGUGGCAAAGAAUAAUGAGCACCACGAAGGGUAAAGUUUCUUUUGGCAAGUUGCAAAGUAGCAAAAGCUUCAUAUUUUCUGAUCGAAAUGAUGGAUAAAGGCCUGACACCUGCAAAAAUAUUGGGAUAUUUAUAAAGCAAAGUGAAAAGCCAGUGAUUUAUUUGAGAACUAACACCACCAGAGAUUGCCCUGAACUCCAGCGACAGUUAAUUAAUGCAAUCAAUCACUUGAGUCCACAAAUGCAUCAUUGCCAAACAAGAAGAAGAGUGUCAUUUCUCAUCAUAAUUGUGGCGGUGGUGUUGACUGCGUCUCCUCUUUUAGUGUGUUUGGUGUCUUGUGAGUUGAAUCUCUUCCUCUCUUUGCUCCCCCACCCCUUUUUUCCCCCCUCGCUUUGUGUCUGUCUUGUUUGUGCCUCGUGUUUCUUGACUGUGGUGGACUCCCGCUCUACGAUACACCAGGACGACGAAGACGACGAGGAGGGGGAAACCGGACUGACGGAGGAGGAGAAAGAGGAGGAGGAGAAGGAAGAAGAGAAGUUGGGAAAGCUGCAAUAUUCGAUAGAUUAUGAUUUUGAAAAUGCGAAGCUCACAGUCGGCAUCCUCCAAGCUGCGGACCUCAUAUCAAUGGAUUCAGGUGGAACCUCCGAUCCGUACGUCAAAGUCCAGCUCUUACCUGAGAAGAAGAAGAAGUACGACACCAAGGUCCACAAGAAAACCCUGAACCCUGUCUUCAACGAGACUUUUGUGUUCAAGGUGCCCUACGAGGAGCUCGGUGGGAAGAUUCUGUCCAUGUCUGUCUAUGACUAUGACCGAUUUUCCAAACAUGACGUCAUCGGAGAGGUCAAGAUUCCCAUGAACACCAUCGACCUCGGACGACCGAUUGAGGAGUGGAAGGAUCUGGAGAGCGCCGAUCAAGAGGAGCCUGAGAAACUCGGAGACAUCUGCAUCUCCCUCCGUUACGUCCCCACCGCCGGGAAACUCACCGUCUGCAUCCUGGAGGCAAAGAACUUGAAGAAGAUGGACGCCUGUGGAUUAUCUGAUCCUUAUGUCAAGAUCCAGCUCCUGCAGGGGGGUAAGCGUCUGAAGAAAAAGAAGACGACAGUGAAGAAGAACACCCUGAACCCUUACUACAAUGAAUCCUUCAGCUUCGAAAUCCCACUGGAACAGAUGCAGAAAAUCUUAGUGGCGGUCACAGUGUUUGAUUAUGACAAGAUCGGCAAGAACGACGCCAUUGGAAAGAUCUUCGUGGGCAGCAAGGCGUCUGGCCUCGGUCUGAAGCACUGGUCCGACAUGCUGUCCAAUCCGCGCCGCCCCAUCGCCCAGUGGCAUCCAUUGCAGCCUGAGGAGGAUAUAGAUGGUCAGCUGGCGUCCUUGAAUGCAAAGAAGUAACGUGCUCCACCAACCAACCGAUGCACUAACUCAGAAAUCCAAACCCCGCCCUCUACUUUGCAUGAAAAACCAUGACUUAACACGUGACUGCUCGUCAUGAAACCUGCUCAGCAAAAAAGAGACAUCCUAGAAUAUCCCCUCAUUAACUGUUAAGUCGAAAAAAACUAUUUUUAAGCAC
Molecule: messenger RNA, 1826 nt
Organism: Gasterosteus aculeatus aculeatus (three-spined stickleback)
Lineage: Eukaryota; Metazoa; Chordata; Actinopteri; Perciformes; Gasterosteidae
Source: RefSeq, a predicted model, not a curated record